UGUUUUCUCCAUCGAGUGACUCCUCUGUUCAGAAAACCAUCUUUGACUGUCUGCGUCAUGACGUCACGUUAGAGCGUCAGUCAACGCGUCUCGCAUUUCCGCGUUUCCGAAUUAAAAACGCCUCCAAAUACAGAGAGAAAACAAAGUUUUCCAGCGGGGCUCCUCGUGGAGGUUCAGGUGUUUGUUGUCCAGGAUUCAGGUGAGCCUCACGUGACGUUCACGUGUUUAGUUCAAAUCACAGAGUUCAGUUGAUGAUGAAAUGUUUAAACUUGAAUCGGUUUGUCUCUGUAGAGUUCGUCUGUCUCAGGGAACCAGCAGGAUCCUCUACAGCACGUGAACCUGGUCCACCUUCAGCAGCGAGAUGUGGACCACGACUCAGAAACAUCGGGACUUUGUCGGCGAGCCGAUGGGAGAUAAACGUGUGGCGGCUCUGUCGGGUAUCGGAGAGAUUCUGGGGGAGAAGCUGAGGCAGCAAGGCUUUGACAAGGCCUACGUGGUUCUGGGUCAGUUCCUGCUCCUGAAGAAAGACCCGGAGAUGUUCACCGAGUGGCUGAAAGACGCCAGCGGAGCGAACUCCCGUCAGGCUGGAGUCUGUACUCAGUGUCUGAGGGAGUGGUGUGACGCCUUCCUCUGAGGCUCCGCCUCCUCACAGGAGACUCCUCCUCUUCCUGUUCUUUGUUGUUGGGUUUGAAGCUGAGACUUCACAGGAGUUUGUUUACAUGAAUAAAAGCUUUGUGUCUGAA
This is a messenger RNA of Anarrhichthys ocellatus (wolf-eel), 743 nucleotides long. Its product is annotated as barrier-to-autointegration factor-like. Lineage: Eukaryota; Metazoa; Chordata; Actinopteri; Perciformes; Anarhichadidae. Gene Ontology annotation, cellular component: condensed chromosome; nucleus. Gene Ontology annotation, molecular function: DNA binding. The record is from RefSeq and is a predicted model, not a curated record. Gene Ontology annotation, biological process: chromosome organization. Bases 362 to 634 code for a protein of 90 amino acids. The transcript is spliced from 3 exons.